Messenger RNA from Xyrauchen texanus (razorback sucker), 2719 nucleotides. Its product is annotated as phosphatidylinositol 3-kinase regulatory subunit gamma-like. Gene Ontology annotation, molecular function: 1-phosphatidylinositol-3-kinase regulator activity. Lineage: Eukaryota; Metazoa; Chordata; Actinopteri; Cypriniformes; Catostomidae. The transcript has 8 exons. The record is from RefSeq and is a predicted model, not a curated record. Gene Ontology annotation, biological process: phosphatidylinositol phosphate biosynthetic process; insulin receptor signaling pathway. Gene Ontology annotation, cellular component: phosphatidylinositol 3-kinase complex. Bases 450 to 1505 code for a protein of 351 amino acids.
AAACGCAAAAUAAUAAUAUAAAUCAAAUAAUGAAAACGAAUUAUUUCCUGUCGAAAGUUGUCCCAUGUCAAUCGAUGGUUUCGUCCAGAGACACUUACAACGGCCGAAACCUUAUAAGAGUUUGAUACAGUCCCAACACUGUUCAGAAGAGAAUUCGGUCAACACGGAGCGACUGUUAACAAGCCGCGUUCCUCUAAAACAUUUUUAUUAGCUUUACUGCUGAAGUUUGAAAUUUGUAUUGACUGUCUGCAAAUUAUUACGACUGGACACUUGGAUUAAGACGAGACAUAAGGAGUUUUUCCGGAGUUUUAAACGUUAUCCUUCCGUUGUUUUCUGCGUUGUCGUCGAUAAUACGUCGGGUAUUCUUUUAUUUUUAUUUUACGUUGCGAUUUACAGUAUUUAAAAGGUCUUAAUUUACUUCUACAACACGAGCUAUUGUUGAAGAAAGGAUGUCAUCGUCUGCAGAACGGGUUUCCUACAUCGAAAUGAGUCGAGUCAACACGACUGGCACAGACAUCAGUAAUGAUGAUGAUCUACAAGGAGAGAUGGAGCCAAACGCUUUAUUACAAGAGGCUGAGUGGUACUGGGGUGAUAUAACAAGGGAGGAGGUGAAUGAAAUACUCCACGGCAUGCCUGACAGUGCGUUCCUGGUCCGAAAUGCCUCCAGCAAGUUGCCGGGAGAAUAUACAUUAACAGUCAGGAAAAAUGGCUCAAACAAACUCAUCAAGAUCCAUCAUCGAGAUGGGAAGUUUGGAUUCUCAGAGCCUCUGACCUUCAUCUCAGUGCCAGAGUUGAUAUUGUACUACAGGCACCGGAGCUUAGCCCAAUACAACACUGCCCUGGAUGUCACAUUGGCAUAUCCCGUGUCCCACCAUUGCCCGGAUCUACUUGUGAAGGAUGAGUAUUUGGGUGCAUCUAGAGAGAACGUUCAAGAAUAUCUAGGAUUGUUUGAAAAGACGACAGAUUAUGACCAGCUAUAUGAUGCUUAUACCACGUUAUUACAGGAAAUCCAAAGGAGAAACACUGUCGAGGCUGUUAACAUGACAGAGAUCUCCAAAGAACAGUGGCGUUCACAAGAGAACGCAUGCAAGGACUUUGAAGAAAGAAUCUACAGUGACCUGAAAGAGUGUACCUGCAAGAUGAAAGAGGAGCGAGAAAGAAAUUUGGAGCUCCUGGAGGAAGCCAGCUGGUUUGUGGGAGAUCUUGGUCGAAGUCAAGCAGAGGAGCUGCUCCAUGGAAAACCAUCCGGAGCAUUCCUGAUACGCAACAGCAGCACGAAAGAUUGCUAUGCCUGCUCUGUAAUGGUCGGCAACCAGGUGAGGCACUGUGUGAUUCGCCAUACGGAGUGCGGCUAUGGUUUCGCAGAGCCGUUCGAUCUCCACAAGUCUUUGAAGGAGCUAGUUAUGCACUAUCAUUACACCUCUUUGGCACAACACAACCAGGCCCUGGACGUUCGGCUUGUGUAUCCAGUCCACAUGUACGCUGCUCCUGCCGUUCACAUCUGAGUCUGCUCGCCUCGCCUGCAACUGGUAUCUUGAUGAAGUGCACUAAGGCUGAGCUAGAUUACGCCAUAGUUGGCGUGUCCCUUUGCUUUACUAUUUGUACAUUGUGCAAAGGGUGGAACCAACUGUCAAGGCUGUUGAGUAUUGCACUUUCCAAAGGAGACCGCAUUCCUUAUGGUCAUAAUGAUACUCAAGUACAUGAAGUAUUUGAUGAGCCCAUUGUAGACCCAUUUACGAACAUUAACAAUAUUAGCAACAGGACUUGCUGAGUUUUGUAAUACAGUGAUCCAGCGACCCUCUUUUAAACAAAUCAAUUUUUUGGGGUAAAAUGGUUGUUUCUGUGGGGUGGAAUGCAUUUGUCUUUUUUUGUUUUUAUGAUUUAUUCUUCAGUGAAAUUUUUUUUCUUGUUAUUAUUAUGUGAAUGUAGCACAGUGAGGUACAUUUAUUGGUUAUAUUUUUCUAUUUUGGUUGCAGUCAGUUCAAAUGAGGUUUGUUUGCCAUAUUGAAAGACAAUUUAUGUUUUUUACACACCCAAAUAAUGAUUUUAAGUUGUUCAAACAGGUUCUAUUUGUUCCAAAGAAAUCCAAAAUAUUACUGUCUGCAAAACCAUUUUUAAAAGUAUCACUUUUUUUAAAUGCAGCUCGAAAGAAAACUUGAAUAUUGUUUGAAAAGUACAGUAUGUUUCUGUUUUGUUGCACUUUUUAAAGAGUAACAGAAAAUGUAUUUUCCAAUUCAAGUUUGUGUCAUGUUUACUAUUUUUACUAUGCGUUUUAGGAAAGACAAGGCAGUUUAAUUGUCUUAUGGGCUAAACAGCCCAGGCACUUCAUAGACUUCAUGAAUGCAUUGGUUAUGGGGACUGACGUGAUGCCAAAUCGCUCAUCCCUAAGAUGAGCAACUUUCUUUAAGAUCAUUUUAUUUUGCAGAUCUCCGCAGCAGACCGUAAAGGGAACUUUUACCCUUAUUUGCUGAGCUUCUUUAAAAAAUAAAAUAAAAAAAUGAAUGAGAAUAAUUUCAGAGACUGAACCUGUUUUUGUUUUUUCUUUUAAUGAAAAUGUAUUUAUUUUUUAAAUUGAGCACAUUAAAUACAUUUGAAGUACAUCUCAAAAGCAAUCCAGUUUCCUCAAACUGUGGUGUUUGGUGUUAAAUACAAUUGGGUGAUGUAAAUUUCAAAUCUCUUAAUUUUUGAAAUAAAAAUGUAUUCUAAUAAAAAAAUAAAU